Messenger RNA from Cucurbita moschata (crookneck pumpkin), 2837 nucleotides. RefSeq names its product linoleate 13S-lipoxygenase 2-1, chloroplastic-like. Gene Ontology annotation, biological process: lipid oxidation. The coding region runs from base 45 to 2753 and encodes 902 amino acids. NCBI's taxonomy places the organism in Eukaryota, Viridiplantae, Streptophyta, Magnoliopsida, Cucurbitales, Cucurbitaceae. Gene Ontology annotation, molecular function: oxidoreductase activity, acting on single donors with incorporation of molecular oxygen, incorporation of two atoms of oxygen; metal ion binding; protein binding. The transcript has 9 exons. The record is from RefSeq and is a predicted model, not a curated record.
ACAUAUAUUGAUCUCUUUACUGUUUGAAAGAAAAGGAGGAAAAGAUGUUGAAAUCUCAAGGCGUUGGGUGUUCCACACGAGUGGCUCCGGCGACCCUCUGCCAUCUGCAGAGGCCAUCAUUGGGUCGUGGCAUCAACGCCGGAGUUUCUUUUCCUUUUUGGAACAAUCCCGGGAAUAAGCAGAAGGCCAAGAGCAUCAGCAAUGGCCGCCUUAGACUCGUGUCCCGUGAAAUCAAAGCAGCCUUGACCACUGUCGCCGAACCCACCACCACCGUUCUCACAAAAGUCAUUGUCAAGAAGAUCACUGGAGAAAUCACUUCGUCAACACUUCUCAUGGAAAGCAAGGCCCUCGAUAAGUUGCUCAAACUCGAGUUCGCCAGCAUACUCGUCGAUCCCAAAACUGGGUUGGAGAAGCCGCCGAUUUCAGUUCAGGCAAAGCUGAUUAGUGAAGACGUGUUGGAGGAAAUUUACGAGGCGAGUUUGGAAGUUCCAGCAGAUUUCGGAGAUAUAGGAGCUGUGAUUGUUGAAAACCACAAUGAAAAGGAGAAGUUCGUUAAAGAGGUUGAGCUCAAUGGCCUUGCUUCCGGUCCCUUGAUCGUCACCUGCAACUCAUGGGUUCAACCCAAGACUCUGGUUCCCACCCAAAACAGAGUCUUCUUCACCGACAAGUCAUACUUGCCAUCGCAGACGCCGGCUGGGCUUAGAUCCAUGAGGGAAACAGAGCUCGUCAAUUUACGAGGCAAUGGCACGGGAGAGCGUCAAAGUUACGACAGAAUUUAUGACUACGAUGUGUACAAUGACCUCGGAGAUCCUGACAAAAGUGAAGAUCUCAAAAGACCAGUUCUUGGUGGCACUGAACGCCCUUAUCCUCGCCGUUGUAGAACCGGUCGUCCACCUACCAAAACAGAUCCAAAUUCGGAGCAAAGGGCAACUGGAAGCAUAUACGUUCCACGAGACGAGACAUUCUCUGAUUUAAAGCAAGGAGUUUUCAAUGCAUCCACGCUAUUGUCUGUGUUACGAGCAAUCAUACCCAGACUCCAAGUACAUUUUGAUCAAAACACUGGAUUUCCCAACUUCAAGGCAGUCGAUGCACUAUUUGAUGUUGAUGGCUUCAAUUUGCCGCCUCUUGAAUCCACCACCUCUCUCAAAGAUCUCUUACCUUGGAUCUUCAAAUUCCUCUCUGAGACUGGACAAUUUCUCUUUCGCUUUCAAUCUCCUGAACCCAUGGACAGGGACAAGUUUUUUUGGUUAAGAGAUGAAGAAUUUGCGAGGCAAACUCUUGCUGGCCUUAAUCCAUGCAGCAUUCAAUUGGUCAAGGAAUGGCCAUUGAUGAGCCAACUCAAUCCUGAAAUCUAUGGUCCUCCCGAGUCGGCAUUCAACACCCAAAUGAUCGAUAGAGAGAUUGGCUCAAUGACAGUUCAAGAGGCAAUUCAACAGAAAAAGCUGUUUAUUUUGGAUUACAAUGACAUGUUGUUGCCGUAUGUGCGAAGAGUAAGAGCACUUAAAGGAACAACCCUUUAUGGGUCAAGAACAUUGUUUUUCCUAAAUGAAGAUGGGACGCUUAGGCCACUAGCUAUUGAGCUAACACGACCACCAAUGGACGGCAAACCUCAAUGGAAGGGAGUUUAUGGACCUAGUGAAAACGCCACUAACCUCUGGCUUUGGAGAUUCGCCAAAUCUCAUGUUCUUGCCCAUGAUGCUGGUUAUCACCAACUCGUCAGUCAUUGGUUAAGGACUCAUUGUGCUGUGGAGCCUUAUGUGAUAGCCACAAAUAGACAAUUGAGUGCAAUGCAUCCAAUCCACAGACUUUUAAAUCCUCAUUUUCGGUACACUAUGGAGAUCAAUGCAGCUGCUCGUACCAAUCUGAUCAACGCAGGUGGGACAAUCGAGAGCACAUUCUCACCUCUCAAAUAUUCCAUGGAGUUGAGUUCUACAGCUUAUGAUCUUCAAUGGCAAUUUGACUUGCAAGCCUUACCUGCUGAUCUAAUUCAUAGAGGAUUGGCAGAGGAGGAUCCAACUGCUUCACAUGGUCUGAAAUUGCACAUCAAAGAUUACCCUUUUGCUAAUGAUGGUUUGAUCUUAUGGGAUGCUCUUAAACAAUGGGUCACAGAGUAUGUGAAUCAUUACUAUCCAGACCCAUCUCUUGUAGCAUCCGACACAGAGCUUCAAUCAUGGUGGACUGAAAUUAGAACUGUGGGUCACGCGGACAAACAAGACGAGCCAUGGUGGCCGCUUCUCAACACGCCUCAGGACCUAAUAGAUAUAGUCACAAACAUUGCUUGGGUAGCAUCAGCUCACCAUGCAGCCGUGAACUUUGGGCAAUAUGCAUAUGCAGGGUACUUCCCAAGUAGGCCCAGUAUAGCUAGAACGAACAUGCCCACUGAAGAUACAAACCCUGCACUUUGGAAAAGCUUCUUGGAAAAGCCAGAGGAGGUUCUUCUAAAUGCCUUCCCUUCACAAUAUCAAGCAACACAGGUAAUGUUAGUGUUGGAUGUGCUGUCGAGUCACUCUCCGGAUGAAGAAUAUCUUGGGAAGAAUAUGGAGCCAUCAUGGGGUGAUAAUCCUGCAAUAAAGGCAGCAUUUGAUAGGUUUAACAAAAGGAUGAAAGAAUUGGAGUUGAUAAUCGAUCACAGGAAUGCUGAUUUCAACUUGAAGAACAGAACAGGAGCUGGGGUUACCCCAUAUGAGCUUUUGAAGCCAUUUUCAGGACCAGGAGUGACUGGAAAAGGAGUUCCAUAUAGUAUUUCUAUUUAAUCAAUGACGAAUGUAGCAAUUAUGUACGAAGAACUCUGAAAUAAUGUAGCAAUCAAGAGUUCAAAAUAAAUGUUGGUUGUUGUU